Molecule: messenger RNA, 1485 nt
Organism: Phaethon lepturus (White-tailed tropicbird)
Lineage: Eukaryota; Metazoa; Chordata; Aves; Phaethontiformes; Phaethontidae
Gene: IDH3A
Product: isocitrate dehydrogenase 3 (NAD+) alpha
Exons: 11
Coding region: 1-1329 (442 amino acids)
Biological process (GO): isocitrate metabolic process; tricarboxylic acid cycle
Cellular component (GO): mitochondrion
Molecular function (GO): magnesium ion binding; NAD binding; isocitrate dehydrogenase (NAD+) activity
Source: RefSeq, a predicted model, not a curated record
AUGACUUUAAGGUCAGAAUGGAUCAAUUUUGUUCCGCCCGAUUCUCAGCUAUUACAGAUGUUGAGCUUAAGCAUAACGUGCCAGGCCCAUGACUUCUGGCAAGACAGACUGCAUGUCCCCUCCCCGGGGCUGCUCUGGCAUAUGAAUCCUGACUGUAUGCGGGAGCCAUACCGUGAGGGCACUUACACUUGGGUAGUCAAAUUCCCCUUUUCAUUUAUUGCUCUAGCUGCUGCCUCAAAUAUUUGGAUUGCUAUGGUUUCUCGAUUGUUAGGUGCUUUCAAAAACCAAAAACAGGUGACCAGAAGUUUUGGUAGUGCUGUACAAACAGUAACUUUAAUCCCAGGAGAUGGCAUAGGACCCGAGAUUUCUGCUGCUGUCAUGAAGAUCUUUGAUGCUGCCAAAGCUCCUAUUCAGUGGGAGGAGAGGAAUGUUACAGCUAUCCAAGGACCAGGAGGGAAGUGGAUGAUACCUCCAGAUGCCAAAGAAUCCAUGGAUAAAAACAAAAUGGGAUUAAAAGGGCCAUUAAAGACCCCAAUUGCUGCAGGACACCCAUCAAUGAAUCUGCUUCUGCGUAAAACCUUUGACCUUUAUGCAAAUGUACGUCCCUGUGUCUCAAUUGAAGGGUACAAAACCCCAUACACAGAUGUGAACAUUGUCACAAUUCGAGAGAACACAGAAGGCGAAUACAGUGGAAUUGAGCAUGUGAUUGUGGAAGGUGUUGUGCAAAGUAUCAAGCUGAUCACAGAAGAAGCUAGCAAGCGUAUUGCAGAAUUCGCUUUUGAGUAUGCCAGAAAUAAUCAGAGAAGCCACGUUACUGCUGUGCACAAGGCAAAUAUUAUGAGAAUGUCUGAUGGGCUUUUCUUGAGAAAAUGCAGGGAGGCAGCAGAAAACUGUAAAGAUAUUAAAUUUAAUGAAAUGUAUCUGGAUACUGUGUGUCUGAAUAUGGUUCAGGAUCCAUCACAAUUUGAUGUGCUUGUUAUGCCAAACUUGUAUGGUGACAUUCUCAGUGACUUGUGUGCUGGACUGAUUGGGGGUCUUGGAGUAACACCAAGUGGAAAUAUUGGUGCUAAUGGAGUUGCGAUUUUUGAAUCGGUUCAUGGAACGGCACCAGACAUUGCAGGAAAAGACUUGGCAAAUCCAACUGCCCUUCUUCUGAGUGCUGUAAUGAUGUUGCGUCACAUGGGACUACACCAACAUGCCACAAAAAUUGAAACAGCUUGCUUUGAUACAAUCAAAGAUGGAAAGGUCUUGACAAAAGACUUGGGAGGUAGCGCCAAGUGUUCAGAGUUCACAGAGGAGAUCUGCCGCAGAGUACGGGACACAGACUAAACUUUUCUCAUACCACUCAUAAUAACUCCGAAAGGACACAUCACACAAAGUACAUUAUAUAUAACUUGACGUCCAUAUGCAUAUAGUUUGCUUGUCUCUUCAGAGAGCAAACUUUUUAGUUAGGGCCUCUCCAUUAAUAAAUUUAGUCCAAAUGGC